AAGAACAUAUCAAACAAAAUUCCAUUUCCAUUGGCAUUAUUCCAUCUCGACCACAUUACAACUCGCAUAUCUCAUAUCUCAAAAUGCUGUCGCGGACGCUAGCAACCGCUGCUCGACGAGUAGUCGCAUCAGCAGCUCCUCGCGUCGCCACCCGCCAGAUUCUCAACCCGGCCGCCAGCAUUGCGCGCCGAUCGUACCACGAGAAAGUGUUGGACCACUACAGCCGACCGCGCAACGUAGGCUCUAUGCUCAAGUCUGAUGUCGAUGUUGGUACCGGCCUAGUCGGCGCCCCAGCAUGUGGCGACGUCAUGAAACUUCAGAUCCGGGUCGAUCCGAAGAGCAACACCAUAUCCGACGUAAAGUUCAAGACCUUUGGCUGCGGCAGCGCUAUCGCAAGUUCGAGCUACCUGACAGAGCUGGUGAGAGGUAUGACGCUCGAGGAGGCUGGCCGUAUUAAGAAUACCGAGAUUGCCCAGGAGCUUUGUCUACCACCUGUCAAACUUCAUUGUUCCAUGCUAGCCGAGGAUGCCAUCAAAUCUGCCAUCUCCAACUACUACAGCAAGAACCCUCAUGCCAAGCCAACAAACCUUGCCGGUACUGGAGCAAAGAUGCCCAGUAUUAGCGAGGCCGCGACGGCAACUGCUUAAGGGUGAACGUACUAAACCGAAUUUGAAUGGAUACAUUCGUUACUUGCAUGGGAUAUGGAGUUCAGAUGGGGAACCAAAAGUCGCGGCUUUAAUAUGCAGUCCAGAUGGGGAUACCGGUAUGUGACUGCUUAUGAUAAUAUGAUAUCGCUGUGCGUUGUUCUGUUGUGAGGGAUUUUUGAUGUUACGGCUAUUUUCAACUCUGACCGGAGUUGA
Daldinia loculata is the source of this 860-nucleotide messenger RNA. Its product is annotated as FeS cluster assembly scaffold IscU. Lineage: Eukaryota; Fungi; Ascomycota; Sordariomycetes; Xylariales; Hypoxylaceae. Bases 84 to 647 code for a protein of 187 amino acids. Gene Ontology annotation, biological process: iron-sulfur cluster assembly; intracellular iron ion homeostasis. The transcript is spliced from 2 exons. Gene Ontology annotation, cellular component: mitochondrial matrix; cytoplasm. The record is from RefSeq and is a predicted model, not a curated record. Gene Ontology annotation, molecular function: 2 iron, 2 sulfur cluster binding; ferrous iron binding.